This is a messenger RNA of Carassius carassius (crucian carp), 6026 nucleotides long. RefSeq names its product kinesin-like protein KIF1A. The transcript is spliced from 48 exons. The coding region runs from base 393 to 5795 and encodes 1800 amino acids. Gene Ontology annotation, biological process: microtubule-based movement. The record is from RefSeq and is a predicted model, not a curated record. Lineage: Eukaryota; Metazoa; Chordata; Actinopteri; Cypriniformes; Cyprinidae. Gene Ontology annotation, molecular function: microtubule binding; ATP binding; microtubule motor activity.
AGCAUCCAGAGCCAUUUUGCGUUAGGCUGAAGAAUCACUGUCUCUCAGCGAAUUCCCACAUCUAUUAACCCUCCCUCAGCUUCCUGACGCACCACUGCGUACCAGGCCCUGCAAAACUAGACUCCCUCAGUCUGAUGGUCUUGCCAGGGGGGGCUCCACCUGCAUUGAUGUUGCUGAGCUGGGGAGAGGCUGAGAGCCUAUAGGAAAACACAUAACAACUGGGCGAGGAAGAAGACGGCGGAUGAACGCAGACUUGAUGGAAUAGCCCUCUGCUGUCCGCAAUCCCAACAGGAUAUUAUCAUCAGGAAUCAGUGGCAGGUGGCCUCUGAUUCCUGGCUGGGCUUCGUCCCAUCAGAUCCUGUGCAGUAGCAGAGUUCCAGCACACAGACACCAUGGCAGGUGCCUCGGUGAAAGUAGCCGUGAGGGUCCGUCCCUUCAAUUCACGAGAGAUCGGAAAAGAGAGCAAGUGUAUCAUCCAGAUGACAGGCAACACUACCACAAUUAUGAACCCGAAACUGCCAAAGGAGAGCAAGAGCUUCAACUUUGACUAUUCCUAUUGGUCACAUACAACGCCAGAAGAUGUGAAUUAUGCAUGCCAAAAGCAGGUUUAUAAAGACAUAGGGGAGGAAAUGCUUCUGCAUGCUUUUGAGGGAUAUAACGUCUGCAUCUUUGCCUAUGGGCAAACUGGGGCAGGAAAGUCAUAUACCAUGAUGGGCAGGCAAGAGAAAGACCAAGAGGGCAUCAUCCCGCUGCUGUGUGAGGACCUGUUUACCAAGAUCAGUGACAAUAAUGACAACAGCAUGUCAUACUCGGUUGAGGUCAGUUACAUGGAGAUCUACUGUGAGCGUGUGCGGGACCUUCUGAACCCAAAGAACAAAGGGAAUCUGCGUGUGCGAGAGCAUCCUCUGAUGGGACCGUAUGUGGAGGACCUAUCAAAACUGGCCGUUACUUCCUACAGUGACAUACAGGACCUGAUGGACUCUGGAAACAAAGCAAGGACUGUGGCAGCCACCAACAUGAAUGAGACCAGCAGCCGCUCGCAUGCUGUGUUCAACAUCAUCUUCACACAGAAACGACAUGAUAGUGAAACAGAAAACACGUCUGAAAAGGUCAGCAAAAUCAGCUUGGUAGACUUGGCAGGGAGUGAGAGGGCUGAUUCUACUGGAGCUAAAGGCACUAGACUCAAGGAGGGAGCCAAUAUCAACAAAUCUUUGACAACACUAGGCAAAGUUAUCUCGGGUCUGGCUGAGAUGGACUGUGCACCAAACAAGAACAAGAAGAAGAAGAAAGUGGAGAGCUUUAUUCCAUACAGAGAUUCAGUUCUGACAUGGCUGCUGAGGGAAAACCUCGGAGGAAACUCGCGCACUGCUAUGGUAGCAGCUCUAAGCCCUGCUGACAUUAACUAUGAUGAGACGCUCAGCACGCUCAGGUAUGCUGACCGAGCCAAGCAGAUCCGCUGCAACGCCGUCAUCAAUGAAGACCCCAACAACCGUCUGGUGCGUGAGCUGAAGGACGAGGUGGCACGUCUGAAGGACCUGCUCUAUGCUCAGGGUCUUGGAGACAUCAUUGAGACAUAUCGGGCACAGGCUCCUGGUAUAUAUGCUCUUAAAUACUUGUCCAGUUACAAGACUAAUCUCAAUAGCAUCCAGGCUGUCAAUCAAAGGGGUGAUCUCUCCACAGUGACCAAUGCCAUGACAGGGAUGAGUCCCUCACCCUCCCUCUCUGCCCUGUCCAGCCGAGCUGGCUCCAUCAGCAGCCUGCAUGACCGGAUCAUGUUCAGCCCAGGUAGCGAGAAAGCCAUUGAGAGGCUGAAGGAAACUGAGAAGAUAAUCGCAGAACUCAAUGAAACUUGGGAAGAGAAGCUUCGUCGCACCGAGGCAAUUAGAAUGGAAAGGGAGGCACUUUUGGCUGAAAUGGGUGUGGCGAUGAGGGAAGAUGGAGGAACCGUUGGAGUCUUUUCACCAAAGAAGACAUCUCACCUAGUCAACCUCAAUGAAGAUCCACUGAUGUCUGAAUGCUUGUUGUACUACAUUAAAGAUGGAAUCACAAAGGUCGGCCGGGAGGAUGCCAGCAGUCGCCAGGAUAUUGUCUUGAGCGGCCACUUCAUUGAAGACGAACACUGUAUCUUUACAAGUAGCACAAAUGCCUCAGGAGAGGGUACGGUGGUCCUGGAGCCCUGUGAGGGAGCAGAGACUUACGUUAACGGGAAGAGAGUGACAGAGCCCACUGUUCUCAGAUCAGGUAACCGUAUCAUUAUGGGCAAGAGCCACGUGUUCCGUUUCAAUGACCCUGAGCAAGCACGGCAAGAGAGGGAGAGAACCCCAUGUGCAGACACACCUGUGGAGCCAGUGGACUGGGCCUUUGCCCAGAGAGAACUACUGGAAAAACAAGGCAUUGAUAUGAAACAAGAGAUGGAGCAAAGGUUACAGGAGCUAGAAGACCAGUACCGCAAGGAGAGAGAGGAAGCAAGCAACCUUCUGGAACAACAGAGACUAGACUAUGAGAGUAAGCUGGAAGCUCUUCAGAGGCAGGUCAACUCAAGAUAUUACCCAGAAACUACAGAGGAAGAGGAGGAACUUGAAGAGGAAGUGCCGUGGACAAAGCGAGAGACAGAACUGGCCCUCUGGGCUUUCCGGAAAUGGCGAUUCUAUCAGUUCACCUCUCUCAGAGACUUGCUCUGGGGAAAUGCAAUUUUCCUCAAGGAGGCUAAUGCCAUUAGUGUGGAGCUAAAGAAAAAGGUUCAGUUUCAGUUUGUACUACUAACGGACACACUGUACUCCCCACUGCCCCCUGACCUCUUGCCCCCCAGUAUAGCCAAAGAUAGGGAGAAAAGGCAGUUCCCUCGCACCAUCGUGGCAGUAGAGGUUCAGGACCAGAAAAAUGGUGCCACACACUACUGGACACUGGACAAACUCAGACAAAGACUGGAUCUGAUGAGAGAAAUGUAUGACCGAGCAGCAGAGGUGCCCAGUAAUGCAGUCGAGGACUGUGAACAUAUGAUGUCCGGCGGUGACCCCUUCUAUGACCGCUUUCCAUGGUUCCGUCUGGUUGGUCGCACUCCCAUUCUCAACACGUGCAUGAGCAAGCGCAUGAGUGACCUUACCCUCUCCCCCACCCUCUCCGACCCCGACUCUGACAUAACCGAGCUCUCUGAUGAGCGGCAUUAUGGGAAAUUCGAGGUGGAGGAGGAGGAGUUGGAUGACCUGGAUGAUGAGAUCUUUAUGGAGGACCCUGGCUCAGAGCUUGGGAGAGAGGAGGAUGGUGUGGGGGAGGACUCCCCAUGUGUCAGCGAUGGCAAGGACCCCUUUUACGACCGCUGGCCUCUAUUCAGUUUAGUGGGAAGGGCAUUUGUGUAUCUGAGUAAUCUGCUGUACCCUGUGCCAUUAGUGCACCGUGUGGCCAUUGUGAGUGAGAAAGGCGAGGUCAAGGGGUUCCUCCGUGUGGCAGUACAAGCCAUAUCAGCUGAUGAAGAGGCUCCUGAUUAUGGGUCAGGUGUGAGACAAUCAGGAACUGCCAAGAUCUCAUUUGAGGAUCAACAGUUUGAAAAGUUCCACACAGAAUCAUGCACCGGUGAGAUGUCUCACACAAAUACAUCUCAAGAGGAGCUGCGCAUCGUAGAAGGAGAAGGACAAAACUCAGAGUUGGGCCUCAGUGCUGAUGAGGUCAACAACAACACCUGUGCAGCCUCUCCUGAUGAUCCUAACAGUCCUCUGAAGGAUGGUCUGGAAGGUUCUCUUGAUGUGACUCAGGAAAAAUCACUCCAGCACUUGAAUAUCGGCAACAACUUCACCUUCAGGGUCACAGUGCUUCAGGCCUCCAGCAUCUCUGCUGAGUAUGCAGAUAUCUUCUGCCAGUUCAACUUUAUUCACAGGCAUGACGAGGCAUUUUCCACUGAGCCAUUAAAGAAUACAGGCCGAGGGCCUCCACUGGGAUUCUACCAUGUACAAAAUAUAACCGUGGAAGUCACCAAGUCUUUUGUGGAAUACAUCAAGAGUCAGCCAAUCGUUUUUGAGGUGUUCGGCCACUACCAGAAACAGCCUUUCCUUCCUCUCUGCAAGGACUUAAUCAGUUCCUUACGUCCAACAAGAAGGCAGUUCCCUAGAGUUAUGCCUUUGUCAAAGCCAGUGCCUGCCACUAAACUAAACACGCUGACACGCUCCACUGCUGGCCCCUGUCACUGCAAAUAUGACCUUAUGGCAUUCUUUGAGAUCUGUGAGCUGGAGGCCAACGGAGACUACAUCCCAGCUGUUGUUGAUCACAGGGGUGGAAUGCCCUGCCAUGGUACAUUCCUGUUGCACCAGGGCAUCCAAAGGAGAAUUACAGUGACUAUUGCCCAUGAAACCGGCAAUGAUAUUGAGUGGAAGGAGGUUAAAGAGCUCGUCAUAGGGCGUAUCCGUAACACACCCGAAGCAGAUGAGACUAUCAUCGACCCCAACAUCCUGUCCCUCAACAUCCUGUCUUCAGGCUACAUACGACCAUCUUAUGAUGACAGGACAUUUUACCACUUUGAGGCCGCAUGGGACAGCUCCAUGCACAACUCCCUCCUGCUGAACCGUGUCACUCCAUAUGGAGAGAAAAUUUACAUCACUCUUUCUGCCUAUCUUGAGAUGGAGAACUGCACUCAGCCCACUGUCAUCACUAAGGACUUUUGCAUGGUGUUCUACUCCAGAGAUGCUAAACUUCCUGCGUCUCGCUCCAUUCGAAACCUUUUCAGCACUGGUGCCUUCAGGCCCUCUGAGAGUAACCGUGUGACUGGAGUGUAUGAAUUAAACCUCUGCAAUUUGGCUGACAUUGGAAGUCCUGGUAUGCAAAGGAGGCGCAGACGGGUGCUGGACACCUCUGUGGCGUAUGUGCGCGGAGAGGAGAACCUUGCAGGUUGGAGGCCCCGCAGCGACAGUCUUAUCCUGGACCACCAGUGGGAGCUGGAGAAACUUAGCCUCCUACAAGAGGUAGAGAAGACCAGGCAUUACCUGCUGCUGAGAGAGAAGCUGGAAGCAUCUCUACUUCUGGGACAGGACUCUUUCUGUGGCAAAGACCUGAUGGAUUCACCAAAGGCCUCCCGCCACGCGAUCAACCCAGUAGUCAAUCUGUGUCUGGACAGUCCCAACGAGAGGCAGAGGGACCUGGCUGCCAAGUGUGUGCGACUGCUCAUGCACACCUUCAACAGGCAGUACAGCCAGGUGAGCAGCAGUCUCAGUGAGAGCAAGCUAUCAGAGAUGUCUGCAUCACUUUUAAGAGAAAGUUCUUCUUCCCAUCUGAGCACUUUGACACCCUCCUCCACCUGCCCAUCACUUGUGGACGGACACUAUUGCAGUCCAGGGUUCAGAGGCGCUGAAACAAACUCUGGUGCCUCUAGCCCUGAUCUCGACCCCUUCAGCCCUAUAGAGAGAAAACCCAGGAGCUGCACCUUCAUCCCAAACAUCCAGGAGAUUCGCGUCAGACCUAUUGUGUCAAAGAAAGGCUGUCUACACUUUCUCGAGCCACACACCAAUGGCUGGGUGAAGCGUUACAUUGUGGUGCGGCGGCCAUAUGUCUACCUGUACCGCAGUGAGAGAGACUGCGUGGAGAGAGCCAUCAUCAACCUGUCCACUGCUCAGGUGGAGUACAGCGAAGAUCAGCAGGUCAUGCUGAGGGCUCCUAACACUUUUGCAGUGCGCACUGAACACCGCAACAUUCUCCUCCAAGCAGCCAAUGACAAAGAGAUGCAUGACUGGCUGUACGCAUUCAACCCGCUGCUGGCAGGAACUAUCAGGUCUAAGCUUUCCAGACGAAAAUCAGGACAGCUGAGGAUGUGAAAGUGUUUUUCUCUGGCUGAAACCAUAAACCGAAAGCUAGCAGGACUUUAUGAUGUAAUUAUUAGGUCAUGUGAUCAUAAGUGCCCUAUCCCCAUGUCAUCACAGCUGCCUCUUGCCUGCCCUUCCCAGCAUUCCCCUCUCAGUCUGUCCAUGCCGUACAUACACUGUGGGCUUGGCUUCACAGAGUAUGUGUGUUUAUGUGUGUGUCAGACCAUAUUUAAUGUAAAUUUA